AUGACUUAACGAGCUCAUGAAUAAUUCAUGAACACGUGUACACAUUUGACAUGGCAAAUCCAGAGAAGCAUGAUUUAUCGAGAGCAGUAGCUGAAAUGAAGUUCAUGAAGAGACACUCCACAGAUCAGAUAGACUUUGAUUCUGGUGGACCAUUAACUGAUAAGUGGGUCGUAAAGGAUCCUCCUAAGAAACCCUCCGCUCCACCAAAGAUUCAUACCGUAGACACUUCCUAUGUCAAAUUUGAAGAACUUAACGAGCUUGGACGAUUCUCAUUCAAUUCUUAUAAUAAAGAUGUUGAGCGUCUUAUGGUUGAAUACAGAAGAAAAUGUGGAGAUGAGAGUGAUGGUGAGCUAAUGGAGGAAGAUGAGAGAGAGGUUUCAGUUAAAGCUCUUGAGGUUGCAAAAAGAUUCAAGGAUAUGAAAGUACUUGGGAAGAGAAGACGAAAAUGAUCACUAGCUAAUUUCUGGACGAUAUAACGGAAAGAUUUAUUUUUUAUUUGUCAUAACCUCCCUUUAACUGAUGAUAUUCAAUUUGAUAUUGACUAUAGUAGUAAAAAUAAAGAAACAGGUAACAUGAUACUUAUAUUAUUAUGUUAUGACAAUAAAUAAUCAUAUUAGAUAUGUUUUUAGAAUUGCUAUCUAUUCAUUACA
Amphimedon queenslandica is the source of this 650-nucleotide messenger RNA. RefSeq lists its product as uncharacterized. NCBI's taxonomy places the organism in Eukaryota, Metazoa, Porifera, Demospongiae, Haplosclerida, Niphatidae. The transcript is spliced from 4 exons. The record is from RefSeq and is a predicted model, not a curated record. Gene Ontology annotation, biological process: maturation of 5.8S rRNA. The coding region runs from base 51 to 449 and encodes 132 amino acids.